GACGGGAUAAACACUCAGAUUAGAUACUGGACUUAUUUACGUGAAAAGAAAAAUAUAAGAGGGAAAAUAAUAAUUGUUUUUAAACGACUGUGGGGAAGGGAUGGUGUUGGACUGACACCAGAUGUAGAUGUUAGUGUCUUUUGUUUGUUUUAGAAGACAAUGCAAGACAUAACGGAGGACUCAGUCAUUACGGAGUUACACUGAUCAGGAGAAGAGGAGAAGAAGGUCACCAGCAUCAGGUCGCUCUUAGCCUUUUGUGGAGGAGUAUCGAGUGUUUUGGCACUAUUUCCCUCGCCAGCGUGCUGACAACAGAAGAUCGUGGAGACUAAAAAGUAAUUUUGCAGAUCCACACAUGGACAACCAGCGGUAUCUCCCUCAUGCUGGGGUUAGCAAUUCCAAACUCUCCACCUCAGCCAUCCAGCCGGAGCGCAACAGUGAGACCAGACAGGUCAGAAGAGAACCAGGUGCCUCAGUGAUUACUACAAGAGUCAAAAAGGAAGAGCACUCAGAUGUUCCCUGCAAGGUGCCUCGCUUCCAGUAUGUUGACUUUCCCUCACUACACCAGUGCAUCAAGCAGCUAUCUGUUCCACCACUGGAGGGCUGGCUAGCCUCGUGCCCGCUCAGAAAGGUACCAGCACACCGCCCCAGCAGCCCUAAGGACAAGGUGCCAAAGUUUAAAUACGUAGACUAUCCAUCCCUCUACCACUGCAUCCAGCAGCUAUCCGUGCCUCCACUGGAGAUUUGGAGCUCAAAACUUACAAACCCCAGCCCUGGUGGCUUACAGGCAGACACAGUAGGAGGGCGUUAUCCAUCUCAGGUGUUUGGAGAAAGAAGGAAAAAUGAAGAGUUUCAGGAAAAUAGAGCAGAGCAGAAAAUUAAGCAAAAGAAGGGGAAUGGGAGCACAGUCCAUAUCACGAUUUCAGAGCCAGCAGUCCAGCAGCAUGUGAAGAAUACACAGCCAAACACGGCCUCAGAGAAGGAAGAGAAAUCCCAAGGAGGGUUCAACACGCACCAAAAGCAUUCUGGUUUCAGCUUAGAUUGUGUUUCUAGAUCUGAAUCAGGUUUUAGGCCAGAACUUGACAAAGCAACAGAAAGGAACGAGAUAAGUCUCAGGCCAUCGGUUAUCAGCCUGGUCCGUACAGAGAGACAGAGGCACAGAAUGGAAUCAGAGGAGCCACCACAGAGGUGGAAAUCUCCAGCUCCCAAAGCACAGAUAGAGGAGCCAAUAGAUCUAAAGAUGGUCUGUCCCAUUGACCAGCAAAUAGUUACAGAUCCAGAGGAGCACCAAACUUGCAGAAACAAAGACACAAAGGAACCACACUGAGGGCCUUCUUCACGAUGACCAUCCUUCAGACUCUUCCAAAAUAUCACUCUCACUUGUGACACUCUGACCUUGAUCGAUUGCCUUGUGCAACCUUUACAGGAUGGUUGUAAUCAAGGGAUGACAAACACACACUUAAGAAUUCUGCUCGCCAAAAUGCAAAUGAAAUCUCCAAAAAACAAAAAAACAAAAAGGUCUUACAAGUCGAACUGGGGUAACUUUCUGAAGAAGACUUUGAGACUUUGAUGCAUACCUACAGUAUACCCAUAAGCAUUACUGGUAAUAUUAUCAGUCUAUUGGUACUAAACAAAUGUUACUGGAGUUUUGAACACAUUUAUACUUCUGUCAUCCAUUUGCUUGGAUUUAAAAGCAACUAAGCCUUAAGUGAUAAAAAAGAAAAUCAUCACAUACAGUACGUAUUCCUAUUUGCUGUCCUGAAUACGUCUAGACCAACUGAGAAGAACAUAUCAGGUCAAACUAGCUUUAAGGUCUGACACAAUCACCAGAUUUUUCAGUUUUGUGUUGUUGUUUUUUUUCAGAUUUUGGAGAGAUAGUUUACAGAAUUUACACUUUGUACUACUUUGUACUACUUUGUACUACUUUGCAGUAAACUUCGAGCUCUGAAUUUGGUGCAUGAAGAAAAGUCGUCUGCACAAAUAGCUUGAUAAAAUAGACAAUCUCAGCCUCAAUCCCAGAGCAGGAUACAAAUGCAUUUAUAUAGUCACUUGGGAGUGGACUGUUGAGUUCUAGUACCUAAAAAUUGCUUUUACUCAUGUAAUGGUUUGUUGAAGAUCUUUUGUUAUCUUUGUAUUUCUGAGGUGUUUUUAUGGAGUUUCACACAGUUUCCAAAAAAUGUGAUAGAGCUAACUUAAGACAUAAACCAGUUUUCAUUUGCUUGUUUUGUGUGCAUUAAAAAGAUUUUUAACUAAAUAAGUAUUAUGGGUAAUUUA
Molecule: messenger RNA, 2271 nt
Organism: Clarias gariepinus (North African catfish)
Lineage: Eukaryota; Metazoa; Chordata; Actinopteri; Siluriformes; Clariidae
Exons: 4
Coding region: 353-1324 (323 amino acids)
Source: RefSeq, a predicted model, not a curated record